Messenger RNA from Nomascus leucogenys (northern white-cheeked gibbon), 4135 nucleotides. Lineage: Eukaryota; Metazoa; Chordata; Mammalia; Primates; Hylobatidae. The record is from RefSeq and is a predicted model, not a curated record.
UCAUAUGUGGCUUUAUUUGAUUCUUUUCACUGCUAUAUAGUAUUCCAUCAUAUGAUAUGCUAUAUUUUUAAUGCUAGAUGGGUAUUUAGUCUGUUGCCUCCCCCCGCAACCCCAUCCUGUAUCACAAGCAAUAGCAAUUAUAUCCAAACAUUUCCACAAACAUAUCUUGUGCAUGUUUUUUAGGACAGACAUUAGAAGUGGAACCAUUUGAUAAUAGGGUAUGCACAUUUUGCCUUUUGAUAGGUACUAGUAAAUCAGCUUCCAGAGAAAUAAUAUCAGUUUACAGUGCUCAUGGGAGACUCUCCUGCCAGUCUUGGUUUGGGAGGUUGCAUCCCUUGCUGUUUUACUUAUGGGGUGGGAGCAAGAAAACAACUUCCUCUCUGUAUAAUCUUGCCUUGUAGUUGCAGCUGUAAAUGUGGGCCUUCAUGUCCCUUUGGGUGGCUGCAGACAUGGUUUUAACUCUUUGCUGUGCCCCUUGCACAUGAGAAUAGCAAUUUAUAUCAAUAACCAGGUCUGGCAACAUCUGCCAAGGUUGUCACACUCUGUGAUUAAAUGGCCACAUGUGCUGAGAACACGGGGACAAUGGGAUUGUAAUUAGGGCUUGCUGUCUUUCCAUUGGCCACCCGCACCAUGCAUCCCUUCCUAUAACCUUGCUUUUGUGAACUGAUUUGUGAAUCAAAUUAUUCCACUGAGGAUGCCAGUGUGUGCUGGGAUAAUAAUAAUACUCUAUAGGUGUGAAUCUCUGUAAUUGUACAGGGUUCUGGAUAAGCGAAAGUUUAACCCCCUUUUUGCCAUUUUACCUGGUGCUGUUGGAAAAUGUGUCAGGGGAUCGUACAAGAUAGCAUUAGAAGUUAACUUUAAAAAUAGUAGGGAGUAGAGCAUAUUCUUCAUGGCAUCAUUAUAGUGAAAUAAGGUUUCCCUUAUGGUUAUCUCAGCAUCCUUGAAAUGCCACUGAUCCUGUAAGAAAGGCAGACAGAGAGAACACAAAUAGAAUUUUCUUAACUCUGCAAGGAGAAAGUUAAACACUGUGUUAAUAUCAUAUUAAAAACACGCUUAAUGCACAGAAGAAAAAAAAAUCCCUCCUCGUUUUGUUCCUGGUAUGACAAAGAUGGAUGAUGGUUACAUAAGGAAUUGGCAUGUUAAAAAAAAACACACUUGAAAUAUUGCCUCUAGAUAUGGAGUUGUAACAAAUGUGAACAUAUUUGAAAGAUUUAUUAGCAUUUUAAAAUUUGCUUACCAAUGCAUAAAAUCCUAAUCAGUUGUAUACAAGGCCUCUAACUCAAAUAAAGUAUCCAAGAAGGACACAGGAAGCCAAUGAAUAUUUCACUCUUUGCUGAUCAAAUAUAGGAGGGAUACAUGUAUAUUAAAUUUUCUUUCCCAUUUAGAUCCUUCCUAUUUAAAUAAGUGCUUGAGGUAGCAAAGCCAUCUUAAUGCAUACAGCUUGUAGUUCUAACUGUGAAGAGAAAGGAAAAAGAACAAACUAGUUUUUCUAUAUCCAAAAGAGUCAUUUCCCCAGUCCAUCAAUUUUUUGGUCCCUACCAAAAUCAGCACUUAAGCUGAAGAUAGGUAGAACCUGUGUAACUCAUUCCUAUUAAAACACACACACACACACACACACACACACACACACACAAGUGAAAUAGAUCUAUGAGAACUUCUUGGGAAAAUAACAGGAGAAUUACUUUGAUGAUAUUAUUAUUCAAGGUAAACAUAUUUAAAAGGUGAUCUCUAAAGUUCAACAGAGACGAUAGUUGUUUUCCUCCUAAAAGCAGGCUAAAACCUCAGUGCAUUCUCAUUUAGUACGUAACGUGGAAAAAGAGUUGAGAUCCUAAAGCUUCACUCCUAAAUAAAGUGCAGCUGCUUCUCGGAGAGGAAAUAGGAUGAAAGCCAAGCUGUUUGGGGCGGGAGGCGAGGCUGGGGGCGCGGUGCUGAGGUCUUCGAUUUUUUACUAGUAUUUCUAGGUGAAGUAGCAUAUCGGAAGUCAUAAAUACUGUCCCGUGGACAUUUUGAAUAAUGCAGGAGUAGCGUAAGUAAUUGGGAGUGCUUAUAUCCGCCUUUAGACAUUUGAUUGCUCGUGAGUUAAAAUUGGUUGUCAAGUGCGGACUCAGGGGACCGUGCAAGGUGCCCUAUUCUGUCAUGUGGUACAUAUUUAAUGCCUGAAAGAACAAGGGAAGGGACACGUGCGGGAGAGAGAGAGGGCGAGCAGCGAGUUACCGCCGGCAGCUGGGAGCUUUCCAAGUGCCUCCGACCCGUGGGGGUGGGACCCACGCAGCCCCAGUAGCCACUGCCUUCCCCCAGCUGCAAGACUUUGCAAAAACAUUGGGCGUCUAAUUUGGCGAGCGUUUUGGCGCGGACAGAGGCCGAAGCCGGCCGGGGAAGCCGGACCCGGGCGCGGGCGCGGGCGCCGCCGUGGCCUCCCUUUGUGUGCGCCCGGGUGUUGUUUGCCUCCUUGCACCGGCUGCUCGCUCUCGCGCCCGCGCGCUCGGGGUGUUCUGCACCUGCUGGCUGCCGUGCCAGGCAGCCCGGGCGAGCGAAGGCGCGCGGCGCGCACGACAGAUGACUGGAGUCAUUUACAUUGCUAGCACGUGGGUACCGUUUGCUGUUGCCUCGGACUUCUCCCGUGCUGUGUUCUCCCGGUGAGGAAACAGGAGGCACUUUGCAGCCGACAAUGAAAUCUUGGCAGCUAAUUGCAGUCGUGGGAGAUGCCCUUCAGGAUAUCAAAGCAGACUGCAGUUCGUGCGUGGAAAUAGAAGACAGAAAGGUUUCAAGAAAACAGAUGAAUUGUGAAAGAGAGCAGCUAAGGGGUAAUCAGGAAGCAGCCGCUGCCCCUGACACAAUGGCUCAGCCUUACGCUUCGGCCCAGUUUGCUCCCCCGCAGAACGGUAUCCCCGCGGAAUACACGGCCCCUCAUCCCCACCCCGCGCCAGAGUACACAGGCCAGACCACGGUUCCCGAGCACACGUUAAACCUCUACCCUCCUGCCCAGACGCACUCCGAGCAGAGCCCGGCGGACACGAGCGCGCAGACCGUCUCCGGCACCGCCACACAGACAGAUGACGCAGCACCGACGGAUGGCCAGCCCCAGACACAACCUUCUGACAACACGGAAAACAAGUCUCAGCCCAAGCGGCUGCAUGUCUCCAAUAUCCCCUUCAGGUUCCGGGAUCCGGACCUCAGACAAAUGUUUGGUCAAUUUGGUAAAAUCUUAGAUGUUGAAAUUAUUUUUAAUGAGCGAGGCUCAAAGGGAUUUGGUUUCGUAACUUUCGAAAAUAGUGCCGAUGCGGACAGGGCGAGGGAGAAAUUACACGGCACCGUGGUAGAGGGCCGUAAAAUCGAGGUAAAUAAUGCCACAGCACGUGUAAUGACAAAUAAAAAGACCGUCAACCCUUAUACAAAUGGCUGGAAAUUGAAUCCAGUUGUGGGCGCAGUCUACAGUCCCGAAUUCUAUGCAGGCACGGUCCUGUUGUGCCAGGCCAACCAGGAGGGAUCUUCCAUGUACAGUGCCCCCAGUUCACUUGUAUAUACUUCUGCAAUGCCAGGCUUCCCGUAUCCAGCAGCCACCGCCGCGGCUGCCUACCGAGGGGCGCACCUGCGAGGCCGCGGUCGCACCGUGUACAACACCUUCAGGGCCGCGGCGCCCCCGCCCCCGAUCCCGGCCUACGGCGGUGUUGUUUACCAGGAUGGAUUUUAUGGUGCAGACAUUUAUGGUGGUUAUGCUGCAUACCGCUACGCCCAGCCUACCCCUGCCACUGCCGCUGCCUACAGUGACAGAAAUCAGUUCGUCUUCGUUGCAGCAGAUGAAAUUUCUUGUAACACCUCUGCAGUUACGGACGAGUUUAUGCUGCCGACCCCUACCACCACGCACUUGCUCCAGCCCCCACCUACGGCGUUGGUGCCAUGCCCCAAGGUUCCAGCCCCAGCACAGACUUCAGAGGAGCUAAGCUGCACACUUCCAGGCCUCUGCUGUCAGGCAGCUGAGAAUCUGACUGCCUCUCCUCCCCUAUUACAAUUCAUGUUUAAAGUCAUAGUCGCCCAGGAAAGAAAAUAGAGAGGGGCACACUUUGUGUGUGUACCUAGUACAUAAGAAAGUAGAAGGAAUCAGCUGGGUUUGGGGGUUGUCUUUUGUUUUGGGGCA